Messenger RNA from Cryptotermes secundus, 1377 nucleotides. RefSeq names its product cell cycle checkpoint protein RAD1 (gene Rad1). NCBI's taxonomy places the organism in Eukaryota, Metazoa, Arthropoda, Insecta, Blattodea, Kalotermitidae. Bases 92 to 922 code for a protein of 276 amino acids. The transcript is spliced from 7 exons. Gene Ontology annotation, cellular component: nucleus; checkpoint clamp complex. The record is from RefSeq and is a predicted model, not a curated record. Gene Ontology annotation, biological process: DNA damage checkpoint signaling; DNA repair. Gene Ontology annotation, molecular function: 3'-5' exonuclease activity.
CGUGGUAUGGACCGGAAGAGGCGGAAGCGGCGGUAGGCAUCGGUACGCGCCGUGAUUGAAGUAUACUUCUGUAUGUGAGGGAUGUUUCGGUAUGUCAAUCUUGAGCCAAAAUGCAGAUGUAGAAGACGACUGUCUCUUUGAAGCAUAUCUUGACAGUGUCAAAAAUAUUUCUGUUCUUCUGAAAGCUGUGAAUUUUAAAGAUAAUGGUAUAUGUUUUGCAACCGACAAGGGCCUGAAAGUGACCGUAGAAGAUUCGAAAUGUGUCCAAGCCAGUGCAUUUAUUCAAAGAGAAGUUUUUCAACAUUACACAUUGAAUGAUGAGCAAGUGGUAUUCAAAGUAAAUAUCUCAGUUUUAGUAGAAUGUCUCAACAUAUUUGGAGGAUCAGCCACUGCACUUAAAAUGUGUUACCAAGGAUAUGGCUUCCCACUUACAUUGUUAUUAGAAGAAGGUGGAGUCAUUACAGACUGCAGUAUUAGGACAUUAGAAGCAGAGGAAAUACUUGAUUUCAAUUUCUCUGCAGCCAAUGUCCUCAACAAAAUCAUUCUUCGAUCAGAAUGUCUUAAAGAAGUAUUUGCAGAACUAGACACCUCCAGCGAUCUGAUAGAAAUUUUACUGUCGCCUGAUCCACCUUAUUUUCGAAUUACUACUGCUGGUACUGCUGGAGAUACUAAGAUUGAUAUUCCAAAGAAUAGCGACAUGAUUGAGACAUUCCAGUGUACAACACUUGCAACUUCCAGGUACAAGCUGUCUCAUGUAAAGCCAUCUUCCAAGUCCCUUGCAGUGUCUCAGAAAGUGUCAAUCCGAACUGAUGACAGGGGUCUCCUCUGCUUCCAGUAUAUGAUUCCUGCAGAUAACCACACAUGUUUUAUUGAGUACUGUUGUACUCCAGUAGCAGACAUUGAUGGUGAAUAUGACGAAUGAUGGACAGUAACAAUAAUCACAGAAAUUCAGAGACAUCAGUCUGGUAUAAUGUUAAUUCAUAAAAUGUUACAAGUUUUAUAUCUUAAAUCAGUGUUGAUCCAGUAUUUUAAUUUGAAUUCAUUUCAGAACCAUAAAUGUGUACAUGUGAAGUCAAACCUUUGUACAUUUUAUAAUUUAUUUUGUGAAAUCUUGUUUUCUAAAAAGUUAAUGAUGAUUGUGGUGGUUAUAAACCUAGGCUUCUCUUUUUUGUGUAAGGAUAAGAGAGGAGAACAUCAGUGUGUGUUAGUUGCUGACCAGGCAUUGUUUCAUCAACUGAAGAAAAGAAACUUGUAUCCCAUGAUAGGUGUUUCAUAUGUGUGGUUGACACUAGUCUUGUGACACUGACCUAUUUUUAAAUGUGAAUUAGUAAAAUAAAAGAACAUAUUAUGAUUAACAAAGUUUUUAAUUCAUGUUUA